Messenger RNA from Galleria mellonella (greater wax moth), 5909 nucleotides. It is a transcript of the gene Smurf, whose product is annotated as E3 ubiquitin-protein ligase SMURF1. The transcript has 12 exons. Bases 129 to 2543 code for a protein of 804 amino acids. Gene Ontology annotation, molecular function: ubiquitin protein ligase activity; protein binding. The record is from RefSeq and is a predicted model, not a curated record. Gene Ontology annotation, biological process: negative regulation of BMP signaling pathway; ubiquitin-dependent protein catabolic process. NCBI's taxonomy places the organism in Eukaryota, Metazoa, Arthropoda, Insecta, Lepidoptera, Pyralidae.
AUUAGAAAUAGCAACAUUAUCCGUCACUCACGAAAAGAAAAAUGGUGGAUCAUAGUUUUAUUCAUUGGAAUGUAUUUUUGUUAAUUGUAUAGUGUCGUUUGUGAUGUUUAUUCAAAAAAAAUAAUAAUAUGACAACUCCUGUUUCAAAUCGUAAAUAUGGAGCACAAAAAAUACGCCUUACAAUUUUAUGCGCAAGAAACUUGGCUCGAAGGGACCUUUUUCGUUUACCCGAUCCUUUCGCCAAAAUAGCAGUAGAUGGAAGUGGACAGGUGUAUUCAACCAAUGCAGUAAAAGCUACUCUUGAUCCUAAGUGGAAUACACAUUAUGACUUGUACCUGACAAAAGGUGAUGGAAUUACUAUUAGUAUAUGGAAUCAACGAAAAAUUCACAAGAGACAAGGAUCUGGGUUCCUCGGAUGUGUCCGUAUACAGCCAUCUACAGUACAUAAAUUAAAAGAUACUGGUUACCAAUGUUUGGAGUUAUCCGAAGAUAAUUCUGGUGAGACUUGUGGUGUACGUGGUCAAGUAAUAGUAUCACUUCUAUCCCGUGAUGGGGCCCGAGGUGAGCCAGCUUCAGCGGCCGGCGAAGGAUCACCGCUGGCGGUGGUGGGUCCCGCGGGCGACGUCCGUUCACCCCGGGACCCGCCAGUCAUCCCAAAUACAACUCAGUCACCACUACCACAAUUUUGGGAAGAGAAAUUUACAUCUUCUGGCAGACCAUACUACGUUAACCACGCGCGACGGUGCACACAAUGGGAUCGGCCUACAGCUGACAAUCCCGGUCCGGUGACGUCACUGGUGUCUUCACCGCCUUCACCCCCAAAUGGUCUAUCGUCCACCGCGUCAGCCUCACCCGCCACACCAGCUUCGCCGAGCACACCUUCCUCGCCAGUCUCGGAUACAGAUGUCAAUCACGCAACGUCAAUUUCGUUAAGACCCGAACCUCAGCCUCAAACGGCGGUACGACCUCGUCCGACUCCAGCACCUGCCCAAGUGUCACCUGUUACCUCUACUACGCCUCAGAGCCCCGCAACGCCAACUACUCCUAUAGCUGCUACUGACUUGCCACCUGGAUAUGAGAUGCGCACGACAGCUCAAGGCCAGGUGUACUUCUACAACUCGGCGACGGGCGCGUCGACGUGGCACGACCCGCGGGUGCCGGCGCACCUGCGGCACGCGGCCGCCGCAGCCGGCCCGCUGCCGCCCGGCUGGGAGAUGCGCCACUCGCCCACCGGCCGUCUCUACUUUGUCGACCACAACAACCGCACCACGCAGUUCACCGACCCCCGGCUCGCGCUCUCCGCUAGAUUCCAGAAUCCCAGUCCCGUGGAACCGAGCCCAGCUGCUAACGAGCCAACCGACUCGGAGGCCUUACCCAAAUACAAGCGCGACUUGGCAGCUAAAGCGCGCGCUCUCCGCGCCGAGUUACAAGCUUUGCAGCCACAAACGGGCCAUUGUAGGAUAGAGGUAUCACGUAACGAAGUACUGGAAGAAUCGUACCGGCUCGUGAUGAAGUUACGAGGCAAGGAGCUUCGCAAACGACUACUGGUAAAAUUCCGCGGCGAAGAAGGCCUCGACUACGGUGGCGUGGCGCGGGAGUGGCUGCAUCUGUUGGGAAGGGAACUGUUCAAUCCACAGUAUGGACUGUUCCAGUACGCAAAUGCUGGGGACGAUCGAUAUGCUCUGCAAAUUAACGCCGACUCAGGGGUGAACCCUGAGCACCUGUCAUAUUUUCACUUUGCUGGACGUAUACUUGGUGUGGCAUUAUUCCACGGACAUCAAUUAGAUGCAGCAUUCACAGCACCAUUUUACAAACAACUAUUGGGCAGAGCAAUCACACUUCGAGAUAUUCGCGAUGUAGACCCUGAACUACAUCGAUCACUUUCUUGGAUGUUAGAGAACAGUAUUGCAGGUGUAAUAGACACGACCUUCUCAGUAGAAUGCUCGUCGUUUGGUGCGGUUCGUAGCGUCGAACUACGACCCGGCGGCGCCAACGAGCAGGUAACAGACGUAAAUAAACGCGAGUACGUUCGUUUAUACGUAGCGCACAGGUUUACCAGAGGCGCAGAACGGCAGUGGUUAGCCUUACAACGUGGCCUGGCCGACAUAAUACCACCACAGCUGCUUAGACCACUUUCCCCGAGAGACCUACAACCGCUACUCGCCGGCCGCGCAGAUCUCGACCCUGUCGACUGGCGACGUCAUACGCGCCUCAAACACGUCUCUGCAGAUGCUCCGAUAGUCGGCUGGUUCUGGGAAAUUGUUGAAGAGUUCGAUGCAGAAAUGCGCGCUAGAUUACUACAGUUUGUGACUGGGUCGCGACGAGUCCCAUUGAACGGCUUCCGAGCACUGCAAGGAUCCACUGGCGCAGCCGCUCCAAGGUUUUUCACGCUACACCUAGUCGCGGACGCAUCACCUGACUCUCUUCCCAAAGCGCAUACCUGUUUUAACCGUCUCGACCUGCCACCCUACCCCACGAAAGAGCGCCUACACGAUAAACUAAAACAGGCUGUUCUCGAAACCGCUGGAUUCGCGGUCGAAUGACAUGCGACUGUGACUAAUGGCAUGAGAAUGAAAUGGUUGUGUUCAACGUAUAACCUUUUAAAAAAAAAUUUUAACAACUAGAAAGUAUAAACAAAAUGUACCUACAGAUAUAACGCCCACAAAUGUAUUUUAUUUACGCCAGUUGUCUAUGUGGGUUUUUCUACGCGAAUUAUAUUUAUAGGAAAUCAUGUUGUAUAUAACGCCGGUAGUUAUCUUUAAGCAUAUUUUUAUCCCUUAUUCUUUUAGGACGUUUAACAAUGAGUGUCACCUGUCUACUAUUGAAAUUGAAUAUUUCAAAGAUAACUUGGGAGAAUAAAUAGUAUUUAUGGUCUCAAUAAUUUAUUAAUUUUACAAUAAAGACUUGAAAAUAAAAUCGAAUUAAUUUAAGCAAAUUUUAAUACGAAUUUAUAGUAUAACAUAAAAAAAUUCACUGUUUUUGAUCUCAAAGACAGUAAACAUUUUAAUAUAUAAUAUAAUACUCGUCAAAAUUUUAUGCAGAGACCAUCUAGGUUAUAAAAAAAUGUACAUCUGUAAAAAAAGUAAUGUGGAAAAAAAUUUCGAGUCAAAAUUAGAAAUAUGAGACUGAUUGGCGUUUGGCAAAUAUUUCAUGACAAAUAUUUCAUGACAAAAGGUUUCUUUUCAAAAAAAGGUAAUUCGGUUUUUUUUUUUUUUUUUUUUUUAAUUUUAACCUACUAUUAUAAUGUUAUGAAUACUGUGUGGUGUCGGUUGCACACUUGUUUUUAGGUGGCAUUCUAUCAGAGACGUACAAUCGAGCUCAAGUAACUUUACCACUCACAAUAACUUGUAUUAAUGUAACUAUAAUAAUUAUUAAAGAGAUCAGCAGCUAAACUUUAUUUUGAAACUUUUUGUUUCUCUAAGAAGUAUUAUGUUGCAAAUUUAUCGAUUUUAUAAUAAUAAUAUUCUUGUCUAUUCCAGUGAACGCCAAUGACGUAUUUAAAAUUAUUUUUCGGGGUCGAGGGGAAGAAAGUACAUAACUGUGCCUUUUUAAAGCACAGUUAUGUACUUUCUUUAUAGUUAUGUGUUUUCAGACAUGUCUUUUUACAUAGCUGAAAGGUCUGUUAUCAUCCUGGGGUGGACACAGUUCACCUGGCCCCUUAUUAAAUAUGCCUAUGCUGAAUGCGUGUUAUAUAUGAAUGGAUACUGAGCUUCCUGUCUAGUGAUUUUAUUUUUGACAGCGAUUACUGUUAAUUGACUGCACUUUAUUAUAGUUUAUUCAAUUAAUUUUUUAUAGUAUAAAGACCUCCAUAAUGCAGUGAUAGAUCAAGUGUCUUUGUGUACAUGAAGACUCAUGUCUGAUUCUCAGUGAACUCAAUACCAGAAAGUGCCCCUAUAUUCUGUAGUCUGGUUUGAGAACCAGACAACUGCAGUGAUUGACACAUUAUUAUUAUAUUAUAUGAGUAUUUUUGUACAAAUUCUACACUGUGCAGUGUGUUGCAGAUAAGAAAGAUGUUUACAGACAUUACUUGACCAAUGAAUAAAAGUAACUGCUGAUAAUCUUGUGGGUUCUCAGCAGAUAACAUUCCAAACCCAGCAGUAAAGUCAUGGAAAAUGACGAUUUAGAGGAACUUAUAAAGAAGUAUACUUUAAUAAAGAUUAUUUUAACAUCAAAUAAUAUUAUUAUAUUUUAUUUCAAAAUUAUUAUAGUAUAAUAUGGAAAACUUUGAUGACGUAGGUUACUGCCUACUCACCUUACAAUUAUUGUGAGUACGAUAUUUACACAAAUCAAACAUGAAUAAUUAUAUCUGUUUUAUAUUAUCUGUAGAGCGGGUUUUCUCUAUAUAUUAGUUGAUAAUUUGAAAAAAUAUAUAUACAUAAGUGUUUCCAAAGUUGUCCAGUACCUAUAAUCCAAACUAAGCUUAGUUUGGAAUUUGAUGGCACCGUAUGUUUUUAGGAUAUAAUACGUUCACUUUGUUAAAAACAUGAUUUACAGGCAUAUUAGUUCUAAUCCAUGUUCUUACUGCAACACAAUGUAGAUAAGUUUAUAAUAUUUGGUACAAAACGUCUACAAUUAUGUCGUAAGUAUUAAGACUAGGAAGAAAUACUUGGAACUGUGCCAUGUAUUUCAGCACUGUCUAAAUUAUAAAUAAUUAAACCAUUUUUAUUAUAUUUUAAUAUUUUCUAUGUAAUGAUUUUUGUAAUGUUUUCAUGCUGUAGGCAGACAACUAAUUCCAUGUAUUUUAAAAAAAAAAUAGUGAGAUAUAUAAGUGAUUGAUUAGAAAAGUUGAAUAAUGAAUUUGUAAUAUUUCUAGUUUAUUGUUCAUUAAUAAAUCUUUAUUAGUGAUAUGUUCACCAGAAAGUUUUAGAAAGACAAUUGCAAUAUAACUUAUAGAAUAUGUAACAGGAUUGAAUUAUAUGUGCCUAAAUGAUAAUUAUGAUAUUCACAUAGUUUUUAGUUGAAUUUUUGAAUUUACAAUUACUGGCAACUAUAAAACCAUUUAAAUUUUAGUUUAUUUUAUUGCUUCCAUUUGUAGUUGUGUAUAAAGCAGUAUGUCGACAGCACAAUAACUGAAAAUAUUCUGCACUGAAUGGUACAAUUGUUGAAAUGCAAAUUUAAUUAGUAAUCUCAUACAUCAGUUUUACUAACAUAUCAGUUUUCAGUUUGACCUACAGCAUUGCCAUCAUACUGUUUUGUAGUCGGUAUUCUUUGCCGUAACCCUUAUUUCCACAUAUAUUGGAAAUCUAUUUAUUAUAGCAAGCUCGAAACAAUAUUGUCGAUGAAAAAUACUUGUAUAUAAAUUAUAGUAUUUUCCCAGUUUUCGCUAAAUAACUCAUAUUGUGUUCCCAGUUAAAAUAAUAGUUAAUAAUUAACUGAUACGAUAAGAACAAACAAAUAUUGAAUCUGUUUAUGUUAGUAAUACUGUAUUUAUAGUAAUUUGUAUGUUUUUGUUUGAUAUAAUAAAUAUUCUGUGACUGCUCAACUCUAUGUGUUUAGAAAAUGGACUUUAAAAUGUUUGUUAUCAUCACCAAAUUGGUAUUAGGUACGUACUGUCACAGCUGCUGGCGUCAUGUAGAAUAAGCUUUCGCUUUUUUAGAGCGAGCUCAUACUCUUGGUGCCUUAUACAUAAAAGUAAAUACAUUAUUUAUUUAACUUAGGUAACGAAUCAUUUCAACGAUGAAAUAUUUAGAUAAGAGAAUAUAUUAUUCUUUUUUAUUUAUACAUUGGCGCUACAUGUCGAACAUUUGUGUAAUAAUUUUGUAUUGUAGUAAAUAAAAAUGUAUAUAUUACUUGAAAUUGAUAUUUAAAGUGCCUUUUCUCUAAUUGUAAUUUAUGACUGUUAGUUAUACAAUUGAUAUAUUAUCCCUAUAUUUAAUGCUAUAAUUAUAAUAUUUUUGCACAAAAAGUGA